AUGGCGUUCCGCGCCGCCUCUGUGCUGCUCCUGCUGGCGUCCGGGCAGGCCGCUGUGACGCACACCAGGUUCGUGUGCGGCCAGCAGACGCAGAUCUUCACCUCGACCUCCGCGGACGCCGCGGGUACCGCCGAGUUCUCGGAGAUCACCACGGAGGACGGCAAGUGCAACAUGAUCCAGAAUGCCAAUGUUGCCUCUGUCAAGUUCUGCGGCCCAGGCAAGCUGACACUUUCGCGAAUGACCUGCAGCGAGCACCACGACUACAAGGCACAGAUCGUCGAGCACAGCGCGAGCGGUGGAGUACGCCAACGCUUCCACGGGGCAGGCGCCGAGGGGCUGAUCUCGGAGCUUGCCUACCACCUGGUGUGCUACUGGGUGGCAGUCUCCACGGGCAUCCUGGCUAUGGCGGGGUGGGCGAUUGGGUGGAUCGCCAGCCGUGCCGCCAGGUGGCGAGAAGUUGGACGGGUACAAUUUUUUCGAAUUCAUUUCGCACUUCGAGCGGGUCGUGCUCGAGUUCGAGGCGCGCGAGGGCUUCCAUCCGCACGCCAUAGACAACGACAUCAGUUGGCUUCUUACUUAGUGGUGAUGCGCCGUGGCGGGGGAUGGCUACAGCAUCAUGGGUUACUUGGCAGGUACAGCGCGGGCCUUCGGCGAUGCGCUCGGAUGGGCGACCCGUGCGGUGCCCACGGCGAGGCAGAUAAGGCCCACCACCUACCUCCACGAGCAGGGGAAGCUGUUGAUACUUGUGCCGCGGGUGCCUCUACCGUCCAGCGGGCGGUGAAGGCCGUGCGGAGCUCUUGCUUUUGUCACGUCAGACGUCGCAGUCAUCCCGAUGUGUUUCCUGACACAAAGCGAGCCACAGAGGAAAGCGUACCCAGGCCUGCGGCGGCCCGCUGCCGUAUGGCGCACUGCUGCAGCGGUGCCGGGUACGGUAUCGACCCCAAUUCGGCUGGCAUGGACAGUGUUGGAGGGACCCCUUCAGCAUCAACGAGUUCGGCACCAAGCUCGGACCAAGGUACAGGCGUUGACCCUCAUCAGUCAGGAGAUCAUGCUUGUUUUUCGCACCAUUUUGGUUGCGGGGAGUCUGACACGAAGAUCGACUUCAUGGACGCCUUCUGGCAGCACCCGGGUAUGAGAGGGGGGGCUCCGCAAGAUGUGGAGGCGUUAUGUUCUGCGCUGAAGAACGUGCUGGAUCAGUACGCGUCCCGCCCCACAUCAGCCGCCCCAACAAGGUCACGACGGAAGUCUAAAAGGCAGGAGUCCAAGGCGAGGACCGUCGAGGAGUUGUCGUCCAAGUUAGCCAAGGCGCUAGAGGACGGCAAGAAGGGAGGAUGGACAGCCGAGAAGUUGGUGACCACCAUCUCUGACAUCAUUGGUACGACUGGAGGUACACAGCAGCAGCCGCAGCAGCUGCCGCCGCGCACAGGGCCGCGGCAGGAGCAGCGACAGCAGCACCACCAGGAAGGCAGAGGGGACAGAGGGAAGGAGGCCACCGCAUCGAAGGCAAAGGGAAAGUUGCCGAGGUUAGGAGGCUAUGCGAAGGGCCAGGUGCUCAGCGCUAAUGGGCUGCGGCAUCUGAUCGACGACGGGAAGCUCGACCGGCUACAGGAGGCGAUCCUUGUAGUGGCAUGCGCUGAUGAAGUGCAAGCAUUGCGGGAUCUAGCCAGGUCGAGUGGUAUCAAAAAGAGCCUGGGGGUGGUCACGCGUGAAGACCCGGCCAUCGAGGGCGUCACCAACCAGAAGAAGUGGCUCAGGAUAGAUACCGAGUGCGGAAGGAGUGCCCCACUGGAGGAGCUCUACAUCACCCCCCUGAAGGACACAGUGCCCGAGAUCCCGGCGGUGGAGGUCCCGAAGGCGGCAGGCAGUGUGGCAGCAGCGCCCACGAAGGAGACGGAGACCAUCAGGAUCACCCUUGUGAAGCGCUACGCCUCAGAUGAAACUUGGAAGGCCUCGAUGAUGACAUCGAUUCAUAGCUUGUGGGACGCGUCCGGCGUGACCCGCACAUAUGGAUUUCGAGCUCUUGAGGGAGGAGAGGAAAGAUGCAGGACAUGCUUCGCCACCGUCCAGGCGGGGAAGGUACCUAGCAUCCUGAAGCAGUCUGGCCAGGCGGGCUUGUUCGCCGAGCGCCUGGUGUGCAACGGAGGUAGGUCGGCAGUCGAGUGGGUCACCCAGGACGCCGACGAGGACGAUCGGGUCUACCUCAGCCGGGUGUUGAGGCAGGUGGGGAACGAUGCCAACGGCUUAGCCUUCAGGAGAGGAGGGCAAGCACCGCUAGGCUGGAGGCUCCCGGACGGCACCGUGCCGCGCGUUCCUGAUCGCGCCCUUCCCUGGGAGAUCAAGGGCACGCCGGUUGAUUGGAGCAGUGCCGACGUGACGGGCUUUCUUGAGCAGAACGGCUUCGCCGAGAUUGCCAUGAUGAGACCGAGAUGGGGAAAGAAAGGCUGGGUCGUCAAGGCGAAGGCUCCCUCGGGUACGAAGGAGGCCUCCGCCUACACCAUCGCGGACGGCACGGUCAUUCACAUCGUCAGGGACAUUCGGAGACAAGAAGGAAUGGUUUCGCGCCAGCUAUCGGCGCGCCCUGGAGGAGUCAACAAGGACCUCCAGGAGAAGGAGCAGAAAAGGAAGGAUGCGGAGAGGGCGGUGGAGCCGUGGAAGUACGCGCAGGCCCCCCCCGAUGACGCCGAGGAGGACAUGCCGCCGCAGACUGCCCCGGGGGCCGGGGGCGGCGCCGAAGCCGGCGCUCCCGUCCAGAGCGAGCUGGCCCAGAGGGUGGCUGCCAUAGGCAGCAAAAGGGAAGCUCCAGCACAAGGAGGAAAAGAGAAGUCGAGGAGAUCCUUUCCGGCCUCGGCGAUGGGCUUCAAGACUUGGGACCUCGGUGGCACGGGCGACUGCUUCUACAGGGCGGUGGCCGCGAUGGCCGCAAUCGAGGAUGGGAGAGACAGCCAGCAGAUUGAAACCAGGAUCAAGCAGCUGGCCGCCAAGAUGAGAGCGGAGUCUACCAACUACAUCCGCUCCCAUGAGCUGUGGAAGGACACGUGGGUCGCCGACACGCUGUCGAACACCACGUUGGACGACGGCGCUGUACCCACCUGCUGGAAAGAGUGGGUAGACGCAACGGCCAGGGAAAAUCGCUGGGUCGACGAGCACGCGGCUGCGGCACUCUCAGCCCGAGUGGGCCGUCGCAUUGUGGUCUUCGUACACGACGGCGGCGGCUGGGUCAAGGGAUGGGUCAUUUCGCCGCCCGAGCCUACCCAGGCGACCACCAACCAGUCGAAGCUGGCAAAGGCAAGGAAGAAAGCCUUGGAGCAGCCACCUCUACCAGUUCUUCUCAUGGACUCCCACUACGUGGCGAUGCGGAAGAAGAGGCCGGAAGAUGUGUGGCCCAUGGAGUGGGGCGAGGCGCCGAACACGCCGUACGCCCCCAACAAGCUCAGAGGCGCCGGAAGCGACACCGACGUCGGGAGCUGGUGCAAGGAGAGCCACAGCAGCAGCCAGCAGGGCCGCACAUGUGGUGACAUUUACCCGGCCGGCAGCCCGGGUCGGGAAGGCCGCAGCAGCAACAGCGGGGCCACUCAGAGCCCGCGUGCUUCGCUGUGGUACGCAACGGGAAUCCGAGCCAGCCAGGACAAACCUUGGCGGCAGGCGGGCACGUCGCCGCCGGCUCCCCCGAGCAGCGCCUCAGAGGGAGGUGUCACCAGCUGGUGCAAGCAGAGCGCCUCUUCAGCUUCGGGCAGUGGCGGGGGCAGGAGGAGGCUGCGAGGAAAGCAAGCGGGCUCGUGGAGGACGAGCCGCCCCAUGCCAUCGAUCCAGGAGGAGGCCGCCAGGGACAGUGACCUGCGCGACAUCUCCCCGACGCAGCCCUUCGUACCUCGGGGGCCGCCUCAGGAUCGCGGGGAGGAAGAGGAGGAGGAGGGGCGGGUCUUCGGCCCCGCCACCAGGUUCGAACAUGCAGAGGAAAAGCGGCGGCUGCGGAACAGCAGGCGGCGCGGGACUGCGGCGCUACCACCGCAGCUGGGCUUCCGUCAGCCGAAGGCUACCAGUUGGAGGUGCCCUGUCGCAGGGUGCUCGUUCGUGGCCACUGGAAUAUUCGAACAUGGCCAAGAGGCACGGCAUUACCCAGGAGGGUUUGCGCCACGCAGGAGGGAGGCGGGGGAGUGGAACUACGACCUGAUGAUGAGGCAGAAGGCCCGCCACCGCAAGCGUGAGCACCCAGACGUUGACAGGAGGGUGUUCACCACAAUGAGGGAUCGGCCAGCGAUACUGGUCCCGAAGACGGAGGAGGAGAUCAGGCAGCAGCUGGGGCUGGGCGCAGGUGCCGAGAUCCCGCUGAGCCUGAAGUCGCACCGCUGCUCGCGGUGCCAGAAAUGGUUUCCCGAGUUCGAGUCGCGGCCGCAGUGCGCCAUCAGCAUCACGGCUCACAACGAAGCCGAGCAUGCAGCAGCGCGGCUGGAGCUGGGGGCUAAAUUCAAGACGACUCGGAGGAAACAGAAGGAUCUGGACCUGCAGCGGGCCGCCACGGGCGUCGUCUGCGAGCCAGCCACGGGCCAGGCCAAGAAACAGUACGCUGCGAGGAUGUACGCUGCCCUGCCGCCCGACGCAAAGAAGAGGAGGGUCGAGAGGGCGGCGGAGCUGCAGAGGCACAGGAAAAGCAGGGCACAGCAAAGUGCCGCCGACGGACACGAUGGAGCGCCCGACGCUGAGGCGGGGCGCUCGGGUCUGGAGUGA
Messenger RNA from Prorocentrum cordatum, 4725 nucleotides. NCBI's taxonomy places the organism in Eukaryota, Dinophyceae, Prorocentrales, Prorocentraceae. The record is from the annotation of a GenBank genome assembly.